UCGAUCAGUCACCAUUCGCUGAAAGGUGACCCGUCAUCAUAUACAUACCCUUUCAAAACAAAAUUCAGAAUAAAAUUUGAAUUGCAGAAUAUUGUUUGCCUGGUACAAUGCCCUCGCAAUAACUUUCAUUGUUUGCUAUGCUCUCAUACCGCUACCUGGUGCACCGAUCUGAUCUCAGGUAUGGAUAUACAGUUUUUAUACCCGGGACACGGGAUCCAUUGUUCGCUGUGUACGCACACUAAGUAGAAGUUACUGUGUGUUUCAAGGAUAAACGGUACCAACAGGUUGUACGGCAGACGAACACAGUAGUGUAGUGUGCGGUCGCCUUUCGAUCUGGCCAGUGUAUCAAAACACAGUUGCUUCACAUACGAUCAUCUUGGAGGAAACUGAUUCUCAGCGAUGUCUGAAGUACGGGAGAGAGACGGGUCGAAGAAAUACUCCCCAUCCACCAAUGGAGGGACGGGGAAAAAAGGCCUUCAGGACGGGGACACUGACUCGCAGGAUGGGUCUAAGGGAUUGAAGCUCAAAAGACAGGUUGGAUUGAUCAGUGGUAUAGCUAUGAUCGUUGGAACAAUGAUAGGAUCUGGAAUCUUCGUAUCUCCAAAGGGAGUCCUGAGACAGACCGAGAGCGUUGGGAUGAGUCUGAUAGUCUGGAUGCUGUGCGGAGUACUUUCCAUCAUUGGUGCAUUAUGCUACGCUGAGCUCGGCACAGUCAUCCCGAAAUCAGGAGGGGAGUAUGCUUACCUCUUGGACACCCUAGGACCCAUCCCUGCCUUUCUCUUCUCCUGGAUCUCAACCAUAGUUCUUAAACCGUCCAGUGUCUCAGCCAUCACUUUAACCUUCGGAGCGUACGCCUCACAAGCUCUCUUCAAUACCGACGGAGGAGACUGCGACCCGCCCACUAUUACACCGAAGCUGUUCGCAGCCGUUGCAAUCGUACUGAUUCUGUUCAUCAACUGCGCCAGCGUCAAAUGGGCGACAUCAGUGCAGGUUGUCUUCACUGCAGCUAAACUGACAGCUCUAGUCAUUAUUAUCAUUGUCGGAGUUAUCAAGCUCUUUCAAGGUGAAGUUGCUAACCUUACCCCGCCGGAAUCUUUCGCAACUUCUUCGCUUCAGCCCUUCGCAUAUGGCGUUGCGUUCUACCAAGGGCUGUGGGCUUACGACGGAUGGAACCAGCUAAACUACAUGACGGAGGAAUUGGUCAACCCCUACAGGAAUCUUCCACUAGCCAUCAUUAUCGGUAUCCCUCUGGUGACAGUACUGUACCUAAUGGUGAACAUAUCUUACUUCACUGUCAUGACACCAGCGGAAUUACUAAGUUCUAAUGCAGUCGCCGUGACUUUUGCCAGUCGAACCCUCGGCCCCAUGGCUUGGAUCAUUCCAUUCUUUGUCUGUUGCUCUACCUUCGGUGCUGCUAAUGGAUCAGUCUUCGCUUCCGGAAGGUUGGCGUUCGUCACUGCCCGCGAGGGCCACACCGUGGAUGUUCUGUCCAUGGUCCACGUCAAGAGAUACACACCAGUCCCAGCGCUCAUAUUUCAGGCUGUCAUUGCACUUAUCAUGAUCAUUCCCGGAGACUUUGACACUCUGGUCAAUUACUUCAGCUUUACCGCUUGGCUGUUUUAUGGAGCUACCGUUGGGGCGCUCCUCAUCCUGCGCUAUAAACGUCCAGACGUACACCGCCCUAUCAAGGUACCUAUCUUCAUCCCUAUUAUUGUCUUGAUCGCUUCGGUGUAUCUCGUCAUCGCCCCCAUCAUUGAUGAACCAGCUCUUGAGUAUCUCUUCGCUCUCCUCUUCAUUUUGGCUGGACUCGUUUUCUACGUUCCGUUCGUCCACUACAAGUUGGAACUGCCAUUUAUGAAGCACAUCACAGUAUUCUUUCAACUGUUAUUGGAGGUUGCACCAUCAUCACAUGAUUACAAGACUGAAGAAAUUGAAGCUGCUUAAAUCACCAUAAGUUGGGCCCAACUUCAUAAAGUUCUUUAGCAGAAAAAUAAUGCUUAGCAAAUUUGCUUAGCAAAAACAUGAGUGGGGCACCAGUAACAUACAACAAAGUAAACUUUGUGCAAUUUUUGCUGGAAACCUGUGCUUAUACAGGUUUAAUUAAUUUGAGCCCAGUCCUUUAUAACACGUUGACAAGCUUGUCCUCCGUUCUUCGAUGUCCUAAAAGGAACAUGAAAACCAACUCUUUUACAAACCAACUAUGCAAAUCAAGCCACAUUUUGCGAAGCUGUUUAUACGGACAAAAAUUAUGCAAAGCUAAAUUGAUAUAGGGAACCAUUCAAAAACAUUCAAUGUUGCAUGGUGUUUUGGCUGAUAACCUUCUUGGCUGAGCAAAUUUCUUUGUGCUUUUCUGUAUUGAUGAACAGCUUCAUGACAUGCUUGGUGUUUUGUGUUUUGUAACAGCUAUAAAUCGUUUAUUUUAUACAAAGAAAAUUAAAAGAGGUUUUGAUAACAUUAUUUGUUGUUUUAUCAUUGUUAUAACAAACAAACUUUGUUUACAGUCAAAUACUACGUUUGAGAUGGCUCUACAUGUAAAAAGAUGACAAUUGUGUUGGUUUCUAUGCCAAUAGCAUGCACUUCUCGAAACAUAGUUAUUAGGCAUUGACAUUGUAAUGUGUUAUUAAAUGUUUACUUUUUCAGAGGGAGCCGUUUCUCACAAUGUUUUAAACUAUCAACCUCUCCCCAUUACACAUCACCAAGUAAGGUUUUAUGGUAACAAUAAUUCAGAACAGUCAAUGAACAGUUAGGUCACUUUGAUAUGUGUUGAUGAGGAAUUAAACACUGUUUUUAGUUUUAUUCGAAAUUUUCUAGGUUUGGUUGCGAGAGUCGCAUUCAUACACAAGAUAAAAUGUUGAUAUUUUGUGGUGCGUCAGCAUUUCUUCAAUUUCCCGAAUGUUUGACAUUUAUUAAUUGCUUACCGUUGUACUGUAUAGGGAAUUUCAGUUAGAACUGAUGGAGUGGGGUGGUGGUAAAGGGGCAACAGUUUAUAGGGAGAGAUACAGUAAUGGGAGACUUUCUGGGACGAUAGAGGGCAGCAGACUUACCGGGUAAAUCCAUUGUUCUCAGAAUUAUGCGC
Molecule: messenger RNA, 3076 nt
Organism: Asterias rubens (European starfish)
Lineage: Eukaryota; Metazoa; Echinodermata; Asteroidea; Forcipulatida; Asteriidae
Product: b(0,+)-type amino acid transporter 1-like
Exons: 12
Coding region: 400-1944 (514 amino acids)
Biological process (GO): amino acid transmembrane transport
Cellular component (GO): membrane
Molecular function (GO): L-amino acid transmembrane transporter activity
Source: RefSeq, a predicted model, not a curated record